CUCCCACUUUCCACACUCCUCAUUCAUCUUUCUAUUUCUCUUUCUGCAAAAAAACGCUCUCUGGGUAUUUCUUCAUCGGCAAUGGGUGCUGCUAAGAACGCCGGCGGAGAACUGAAGAAACCCGACUCCGGCAAGAAGGGCGGCGCUGAUUCCAGGAUUUCUGUGGUUCUCAAGGCAGAUUUCCACUGCGAGGGCUGCGUUUCAAAAAUCGUCAAAGCCAUCCGCGCCUGUGACGGCGUGGAGGAUGUGAAAGUUGACGGCGCAACGAGCAAGCUGACCGUUACCGGCAAGGUAGAUCCGGCGGCGCUCCGGGAGAAGGUGGAGGCUAAGACUCACAGAAAAGUGACGGUCGUGUCGCCGGAGCCGUCCAACAAGGGCGGCGGCGGCGACAAGGUCAAAGACGGCGGCGAAAAGGAUAAGAAGAAGAACAACAACAAGAUGAAAGACGGCAAGACGGUUGAAGAUUCAAAGGGAGACGAUAAUGACAAGAAGAAGGAAAAAGAUAAACCGGUGGCGGUGGUGGCCACGGCGGUGCUCCGGAUGAAUCUCCAUUGCGAAGGCUGCAUCCAAAAGAUCCAGAGGAUCGUCUCCAAAACCAAAGGAUGCCAGGAGGUGAAGAUGGACAAACAGAAGGAAACGGUGACGGUGACGGGGACGAUGGACGUGAAGGCGUUAACGGAGAGUCUGAAGAAGCACCUGAAGAGGGAGGUUGAGGUCGUGGCGCCGCCGAAGAAGGAAGGCGGGGAGAAGAAAGAGAAAGGCGGCGGCGGAGAAAAGGAGAAGGGGAAGGGCGGCGGAAAGAAGGAAGGCGGCGGCGGAGGAGGAGGGGAGAAGAGCAAGGCGGUGGAAGAGGCGAACAAGAUGCAGGUGCAAGUCGGGUACCCGUACGUGUACGGGCCGGGUUACGUAGUCGACCCGAUUUACUACAAUUACCCUCCUGCCCCGCAGAUGUUUAGCGAUGAAAACCCGAACGCGUGUACUAUUAUGUAAAAAACAACGAUGACACGACGUCGGUUUAAUGUAAAUAAAGGGGGCUUUUAGUUGGGGAUCGAGUUUUCUGUCUACUCUUUUUGUUCGCCGAUAUUAUUAUGAACUUUUGUUUUGUUUUGCAAGAUGUUGCAUUAACUAUAGGUUGAGAGUUUAGACAUAAAAGUUUAGGCUUUUGUCGUGACAAAAAGAUUAAAUUGAAGUGAAAAUU
Molecule: messenger RNA, 1198 nt
Organism: Cuscuta campestris
Lineage: Eukaryota; Viridiplantae; Streptophyta; Magnoliopsida; Solanales; Convolvulaceae
Source: the annotation of a GenBank genome assembly